AACCACGAGGGCCGUAGGUCCAAGCCCCUAUCUUUUCCCAUUUUCGGACUCGAAUCCCCACCUAUUUACCAUUUAAUGCCACUCCUCCUCUUUCUCUCUCUACUGUGAAACCUCAGACAUCUGUCCUCGGCUUCGUUCAGCUUCAUUGGCGGUUCCUUCCAACUCAAUCUCUACCUCCUCUAGGUUUCAGCUUCACUCCGCUACGAUGGAGGUUUUCGAAAGCUGAGGAUACUCUCUCUCAAGCUCUCAAUCUUUUUGACAAGUCCCUGGCAUUGGAUGAGGUCAAAGUUCUUGUUCGGAUAAACUCUUAUAAAAUGUGUAGAUUGCGCUUUAGGUUUCAGAUCUAAUUCUUGCUGCUUGUGGUUUAAAGAAAGUGUUUUGUGUUGUAGAAGUUCCUGCGGCGGUUAGACACAGGAAUGAUAGGCUAAGUAGGUUUUCGCUUAGGAAUUUGGGGCUUUCUUUGCUUUGAUCUUAAAUUUUUUUGUUUCUAUUUUUGGGGGGUCGUGAGCUAGGGUCUUAGCGAUGAAUCGGAGUUUUAGGGCUCAGGAAUCGCAAAUGCAAGCGGCGAUGAGGCAGAGACAGCAGCAGUUGGGAGGUCUUAGGGCCUCGAGGAUGAAUGAGAAGGAAGAGGAGCUCGCACUGUUCCUUGAGAUGAAGAAGCGCGAGAAGGAACGGAAUGACCUUCUAAACAACUCUGAAGAUUUCGAUACGCCUUUAGGAUCAAAACCCGGAACUUCUCCAAUAUUUAAUAUUUCGUCCUCGCUGGCGCCACCACGCAAGACCAGUACUGACGAUUUCCUCAAUUCUGACAAUGAUAAAAAUGACUAUGAUUGGCUUCUAACCCCUCCUGGAACACCUCUAUUUCCUUCAUUGGAGGUGGGAUCGCAAAAGACAAUGAUGAGUCAGCUUGGUACCCCAAAGGCUCGCCCCACUGUGCUGAAGUCUAGGUUAGCAAACCUACAGCCAGAGCCUACUACAAGGAGCAACUUAAUAUCUAAACCAGCAGCUUCUUCCCCUGUGUUGAACAAUUCAAGUGCUGGGACUCGCAGGCCUUCAUCGUCAGGGGGUCCAGGAUCAAGACCUGCAACACCAACUGGGCGUCCCAUAUUGACCACGACAUCUAAACCUUCAAGAUCCUCAACACCUACAUCAAGAGCGACCUUGUCUUCAACUAGGCCCUCAGUUUCUAUUAAUAAGCCCACCGUUCCUGCAGCUAAGUCAACGCUACCUGCAAAUAAGUCCACAGUUUCUGCAGCUAAGCCUGCAGUACAAGCACGAUCCUCUACACCUUUAUCCAGAUCUACAUCAAGAUCUUCAACUCCAACUGCCAGACCCACUUUACCUCCAUCCAAGUCCACAUCAAGGGCGGCAACACCCACUCGGCGACCAUCCACACCAUCGAGUACACCCAGUGUAUCUGCUCCUUUAAUUAAGUCAUCUUCUUCAGUUUCAAAGCCAGCUCCAGCAUCAUCAAGAAAUGUGCCAUCACGUGGCACUUCCCCAACGGUGAAGUCCAGGCCAUGGAAACCCUCGGAGAUGCCUGGCUUCUCACUUGAUGCGCCACCAAAUUUAAGGACAUCAGUUCCUGAAAGGCCACUAUCAGCAACAAGGGGUAGGCCUGGACAACCUAGUUCUCGAUCUUCCUCCAUUGAGCCUGGUUCUAAUGGAAGACCAAGACGGCAAUCAUGCUCUCCUUCAAGAGGACGGGCCCCCACUGGCAUGUUUCAUGCCAGUGGUGGCUCUGUUCCUGCUGUGAGUCGUGGGUAUUCUAAAGUCAAUGACAAUGUGAGCCCAGUCUUAAUUGGAACGAAGAUGGUCGAAAGGGUAAUAAACAUGCGGAAACUGGCACCACCAAAGCAGGAUGACAAGCAUUCUCCUUGUGGUAAUCUCUCUGGAAAGUCAUCCUCAUCCCCUGACAGUUCAGGCUUUGGAAGAACGCUUUCAAAGAAAUCCCUGGAUAUGGCUAUAAGGCAUAUGGAUAUAAGGCGAAGCAUUCCAGGUAAUUUACGGCCAUUGAUGACAAAUAUUCCAGCAUCAUCUAUGUACAGUGUAAGGUCUGGGCCUUCACGAAGCAGAGCUAUUAGUGUUUCGGACUCUCCUCUUGCCACAAGCAGCAAUGCUAGUUCUGAAGUUAGCGUGAACAAUAAUGGCUUAUGUUUAGAUGGGAGUGAACUAGAAGACGAGAUUGGCAGUGAGCGAGGUGGCCGAUCACCUGCUAGUGUGCGUGGCAGGUGAUAGUUCUAAGGCCUAUUAUCCUGAGAUAUAACUGCAUUGUAGUCUCCCUAUAAUCUCGUUUCGUUUUGAAUCUGAAUCAUCCUGACAGCUAAAGAGAAUCCACUUUCUCAAGUGAGCUGACCGAAGUCAUGCUUCUACGAUUAAUGUAAAGUUAUUGGAAUUGUUGGGAUUUGAGAGAUUAUGUAAUUCAUGGUUGUUCCAUUAGGGAAACUCGAUUAUGUACUGAACAGUCCUACGCAUUCUGUUAUUUGUUGUGUACUUUUCUUUGGAAAGUUUGGACCCUCGUCAUUGAAACCUAGAAACUCAAACUACUUUCUCAA
This is a messenger RNA of Carya illinoinensis, 2555 nucleotides long. Its product is annotated as probable serine/threonine-protein kinase nek3. The transcript is spliced from 5 exons. The record is from RefSeq and is a predicted model, not a curated record. Gene Ontology annotation, cellular component: cortical microtubule. The coding region runs from base 523 to 2235 and encodes 570 amino acids. Gene Ontology annotation, biological process: cortical microtubule organization. Lineage: Eukaryota; Viridiplantae; Streptophyta; Magnoliopsida; Fagales; Juglandaceae.